Messenger RNA from Penicillium macrosclerotiorum, 1659 nucleotides. Its product is annotated as replication factor A subunit protein RFA1. Gene Ontology annotation, biological process: meiotic cell cycle; telomere maintenance via telomerase; DNA replication. Gene Ontology annotation, cellular component: nucleus; DNA replication factor A complex. Bases 1 to 1659 code for a protein of 552 amino acids. The transcript has 4 exons. NCBI's taxonomy places the organism in Eukaryota, Fungi, Ascomycota, Eurotiomycetes, Eurotiales, Aspergillaceae. Gene Ontology annotation, molecular function: single-stranded telomeric DNA binding; damaged DNA binding. The record is from RefSeq and is a predicted model, not a curated record.
AUGGCUUCAGAUGCAGCUUCCCAAGUUACAGUUGGCGCUCUCAGUGCUAUCUUUGAUGACACAAAGCCCCAAGUUCCCGAGCCGGUCGUCCAGUGUGUCCAGGUUAAGCCGUUGCCACCCCAGCCGAAUCACCCGGAACGUUACCGAGCGGUCUUCAGUGAUAUUGCGAAUUAUGUUCAAACCAUGCUCGCGACCCGUUUACUAACUGUCUACAGGAUUCUCAUCAUCCUGGACCUCGAGGUUCUGAAGGAAUUGGGCGAGGCGGAGAAAAUUGGGGAACCAAAACCCUUGGAGAUCAAAGCCGACGAGGAGGAAAAAGCCCAACCAACCGCCAUUUCAAGCAAUGGAUUCUAUGGCUCCAAGCCUGUGGCCCCCCCUCAGCAGUCAAGAAGCCAUGCCCAGUCGGUGCGUGGCCCUUCGGCUUCGGCUCAUGCCACCAUCUAUCCUAUUGAGGGCAUCUCACCAUAUUCCAACAAAUGGACAAUCAAAGCUCGCUGUACAAGCAAGUCAAACAUUAAAACUUGGCAUAAUAAGAAUGGUGAGGGAAAACUGUUUAGUGUGAACUUGCUUGAUGACAGUGGUGAAAUCCGCGCGACUGGGUUCAACGACCAAUGUGACAUGCUUUACGAUCUUUUUCAGGAAGGGGGUGUCUAUUACAUUUCCAGUCCCUGUCGAGUGCAGAUUGCCAAGAAGCAGUUCACAAACCUCAACAACGACUAUGAACUCACUUUCGAACGAGAUACUUUGGUUGAGAAGGCAGAAGAUCAGAACGAUGUCCCCCAGAUCCGAUUCAACUUCACUACUAUUGGAGACCUGCAGUCGGUCGAGAAAGACACUACCACUGAUGUCAUCGGUAUUCUGAAAGAAGUGGGGGAGACUUCCCAGAUCGUGUCGAAAGGGACUGGCAAACCUUAUGACAAGCGUGAACUCAACUUGGUGGAUAAUACCGGUUUCUCUGUUCGUUUAACUAUAUGGGGUGCAUCGGCAGUCAACUUUGACGUUGCUCCAGAAUCAGUGGUUGCUUUCAAAGGCGUGAAGGUCUCUGAUUUUGGAGGCCGGAGUUUGAGCUUGCUCAGCUCGGGCUCGAUGACUGUUGAUCCUGACAUCGGAGAAGCUCACCGGCUCAAGGGUUGGUAUGAUGCCCAAGGGCGGAGUGAGACAUUCACCUCGCAUGCUUCGCUAUCUAGCGCCACCAAUUCAAACAUGAAACCAGACCGUUUCAAGACAGUCGCCCAAGUCCGAGAGGAACAACUGGGUAUGUCUGAACAGGUAGACUACUUCUCCUUGAAGGCAACUGUCAUCUACAUCCGGCAGGAUUCCACCUGGUGCUAUCCCGCUUGCCUCUCUGAGGGAUGUAACAAGAAGGUAACCGAGCUGGAUGCCGGCCAGUGGCGAUGUGAAAUGUGCGACAAGACUCACCCCAGACCCGAGUAUCGCUAUAUUAUGCCGAUUAGCGUGAGUGACCAUACUGGUCAGCUUUGGCUCAGCUGCUUUGACGAUACGGGCAGACUGAUUAUGGGUACAUCGGCCGACAACCUCAUGCAACUCCGGGAGGAUGAUCCGACUGCCUUCGGAGAAGUGUUUCAGGAAGCCAACUGCCGUACCUGGAGCUUCCGAUGCCGAGCUAAGAUUGACACUUUUGGGGAACAACAACGGUAA